Molecule: messenger RNA, 4786 nt
Organism: Solenopsis invicta (red fire ant)
Lineage: Eukaryota; Metazoa; Arthropoda; Insecta; Hymenoptera; Formicidae
Gene: iav
Exons: 13
Coding region: 1-3330 (1109 amino acids)
Biological process (GO): calcium ion import across plasma membrane
Cellular component (GO): membrane
Molecular function (GO): protein binding; calcium channel activity
Source: RefSeq, a predicted model, not a curated record
AUGGGUGGUGCGUGCUCGUGCCGCUUUGGUCGCGGCAGCCAGGUCAAUCCCGGUUCAAUCCUCGACCGCGUGAUCAGCCAGGCGAGCAACGAGGAUCAAUGUUUAUUGUAUCGGCUGGCCAACUACAAGAAGGGCGGCGAGCUGAUCGAGGCGUACAAUCAGGGCGGUCAACCGGAGGUGGAGAAGCUAAUUCGCGAGCAAUUCGGUAUCCUGAUGUAUGCGGACGGUAAGGGCCAGACAAUCAAUCGCGCCGAGUAUUUACGUUGGAAGUUCCGCGACCUGGAGCAAGUCGUGCUGCCGAUCGAGGCCUCGCUGACGCGCUUCGAUCCUCUGGCGCAGUGGAAUGACCACGAGGCCUGCUGGCAGAUGCAGUACAGGGGCUCGCUGGGCGAGACCUUGUUGCACGUACUGAUCAUAUGCGACACGCGGAUGCACACGAGGAUAGCGCGCAUACUGCUCAAGUGCUUUCCGCGGCUGUCUAUCGACGUCGUCGAGGGCGAGGAGUAUCUCGGUGCGAGCGCCCUUCACCUGGCGAUCGCCUACAACAACAACGAGCUCGUGCAGGAUCUGGUUGAGGCGGGCGCGAUUAUCUCGCAGCGCGCCAUCGGUAGCUUCUUCCUACCGCGCGAUCAGCAAAGGAUGAAUCCCGCCAGAAAUACCGAUUACGAGGGUCUCGCCUAUCUGGGAGAGUACCCGCUCGCCUGGGCAGCCUGCUGCGCUAACGAGAGCGUCUACAAUCUGCUGCUUGAUUCCGGCGCGGAUCCUGACGAGCAGGAUUCUUUCGGAAAUAUGAUUUUACACAUGGUCGUAGUUGGCGAUAAAUUGGACAUGUUCGGCUACGCAUUGCGACAUCCGAAGCUUCCUGCUCGCAACGGAAUCGUGAAUGCCGCGGGCCUGACCCCGUUGACACUCGCCUGCCAGCUGGGGCGUGCCGAGGUCUUCCGUGAGAUGCUGGAGCUGUCCGCGCGGGAGUUCUGGCGUUACAGUAAUAUCACUUGCUCGGCGUACCCUCUCAAUGCCCUCGACACGCUGCUGCCCGAUGGCAGAACAAACUGGAACUCUGCGCUAUUUAUCAUUCUGAACGGUACGAAGGAGGAGCACUUGGACAUGCUGGACGGUGGUAUUAUUCAGCGAUUACUUGAGGAAAAAUGGAAGACCUUCGCGCGAUUGCAGUUCCUGAAGCGAUUGAUUAUCUUGGUGUUUCACCUGGCCUCGCUGUCCUUAGCCGUGUACUUCAGGCCCGCGGACAUGGAGGCCGUGCUGCUGCAGUGGCCCGAGGAGAUAACGGACGCCGUCCGCACCGUGGCGGAGUGCAUCACCGUGCUGGGUGUGCUGAAUUACAUCCUGGUUCAACUGGGCGGCGAGAUGAUCAACAUCGGUCCGCUGUCGUUCCUGAAGCAACUGAGCCACGAACCGGCCAAGUUGAUAUUCGUGAUCAGCAAUCUGCUCAUUCUCGCGUGCAUUCCAUGUCGUAUCGCUGGCGAUCGGCACGCGGAGGAUGCGAUACUGGUGUACGCCGUGCCGGGCUCAUGGUUUCUUCUUAUGUUUUUCGCCGGAGCGGUUCGACUGACUGGUCCAUUUGUCACGAUGGUGUACAGCAUGAUAACGGGUGACAUGUUGACCUUCGGCAUUAUCUACACGGUCAUGCUCUUCGGAUUCUCGCAAUCGUUUUAUUUUCUUUACAAGGGAUUCCCCGGGGUGAAAUCAUCCCUCUAUCAUUCCUAUCCUUCGACCUGGAUGGCGCUGUUUCAGAUAACCCUCGGCGAUUAUAGCUACGCGGAUUUGAGCAACACGACCUACCCUAACCUGAGCAAGACGGUCUUCGCAAUUUUCAUGGUGCUCGUGCCCAUACUACUGCUCAACAUGUUAAUCGCCAUGAUGGGUAAUACAUACGCACACGUUAUCGAGCAAAGUGAAAAGGAAUUCGUCAAGCAGUGGGCAAAAAUCGUGGUGUCAUUGGAACGCGCGGUAUCCCAGAAAGACGCCCAUAAUUACCUGCAGGAAUACAGCAUCAAACUGGGACCCGGCGACGAUCCGAACAAUCCCGCGUCGGAACAGAGAGGCGUGCUGAUUAUUAAAAGUAAAUCGAAAACCAGAGCGAAGCAGCGCAAGGGCGCCGUGUCUAAUUGGAAGCGUGUCGGGAAAGUCACGAUACACGAAUUGAGAAAACGAGGUAUGACUGGCGAGGAACUACGUCGUAUAAUGUGGGGUCGCGCAUCCUUCUCUACUCCUGUGCGAGUCUGUCCCAAUGCCGGCGAACCGCAAGUGUCGGCAGUUACUGCGGGUUUUGGUGAUGCGUUAACCGCAGCUUUGGACGUAAUGGCCUUUGCACAUGACUUUGACUUAUCCACCGCGACGGAAGGUAUACCUACCAAUAUCGAUGCAAAACAGAUAAAGACGGCGCAGUCGAAAGCCGCUCUUAACGAUCAGCAGACAAAGACAACCCAAAAUAAUUCAGAAGCGAUGGCAAGCGUGCAACCGCAUAAACAACCCAUUGAGGAGCAAACUAAAUUAUCAGGUCUCACGGAUUUAAUCGAUAAACCUACCGAUCCUGUGAAAGAUGUGGAGACCAUGAAUUUGAAAAACACAAAUCAAACGAAAGCACUCGAAGAGGCUGUCGAGGAUCCAUUUCUGGAACUCGCUAUCGCUUCCGAGUCUACAACAGAUUACAAAAGUCUACUUCAAAUAGCGAAGUCCGCCGUAGCCACAAGCGAAGCUUCAAUGAAAACCACGAUCGACCCGCAAAUUCUAGCACACUUUGCUAUGGUGGCCCCGCCGACCACUGAGAAAUCUACUGUCGUUAAGAAGCAGUAUUUCAUGGAGUCCAGCGACAAUGACUUUGGCGGUAAAAAUUUACUUGGCACUGAAGCUCGCCUUCGAAGGAUAAAAUCGGCGAAUAGCAGAUUUAUUACUACGUCGAAACGGCCACGUCGCAACGAGGAUGACGACAGUUCCUCAUCUACAACGUCUGUCGAACAAAGUCAGCGAUAUCGGCCACUACUGAAUGAGCCGGAAGAGAGACCGGCGAAUCGUAACGAGACCGAAGGACGAAAGACCGAAACAAUUAAGGAGGAGGUCAAGCAGAACGGCAACAUUUCCACCAAACCGCCUAAUAAAAUCCAAAAACGUCGGCCAAAAACAGCCAAGAACAGGGUCUCGCCCAAGGAAAUUGAGGAGCCGGCGAGGAGAAGGGAAUCGAUUGAGCGGAAUAAGGCGGCCAGCUCACCGCCAACGUCGUCCUCGGAUCCGCUCGAGCCAUGGAGCACGCGUGGCAUUACCGACAUGAACACAAUAUUGGCCUGGCGGGAGAACGCACCGGACAGUCCUUAAUAUAACUUUAUGACAUUUCGCGUUGCACCGAUCACGACGCCCGAUGACGACGUCAACGUCAACGACGCCGCCGCCGCCGCCGCAUCGUCAGGUCGCGCACGUGGAUGAUCGCACAUAAAGGGAUCUCACGCCUGAGCGAAGCCGUUUAUUUUGAAUACCGCGUAAGUCAAGUUUCAAAAAGUCUAGACACGUGCGGCAGGCAUUACGUACGCUUUAUUUAAUUCUACAGCGCGCAAAGUUGAUCUCUAACGUAUCUAAAGGUUACGCAUAGCUGCAUCUACGAUUUAGGAAUUAAGACAGAAUGGCACCGAUUAUAAAUAAAUUACGAGAGCACAAUAACUGGAGGAUAAAAUUAAUCGACAAUACCUUUUUACGUUACGCAAAUACGUCGGCUUAUCGUUUUUCCGGGAUGAACUUUGAAACACAGAUUAGUGUUGCAUAAAUUAGUUUUUGGCGAUACCACGUGGCGCUUGGCGUAAAAAAGAGCUUGAGGCUUUCACGGGGAGUACAUAAGCUCGAGCUAAGCAGUUUGUAAAGAUAUACGAUCGAUUCAAAGCGAUUUGCAUAUAGAGCGGUGUUGUGUGUGUAGGUGUACUGUUAAUAAUAUAGGUAUUACUCAAUCUUACUCGCGAGGCGCGUAUCUCAUUAUGGAAAACAUGCCGCCAAGUAACAGGCUUCCGUAUGAUAAUUAUUAAAGUAAACACACAUAUGCCGGGGACCAAAUGACGUUAACUCACCGUUACGUAAUUUCCAGGAGGGAUUGCAGGAUGUGAAAUUUUCGCAUACAUGUACAUAUCUAUUAGAAUAAGCCGCAGAAGGAAUUUCUCAAAGAUACAAUACGGUCGUGUAGCGCAGACAACAUUACCUUCGUGCUUUGUAAGAUACUUCCAACUUUGUUGAAAAGGAGAAUAUUCCGAUUUUUACUCUUGCAACAUUUGCCAAUUAUGCAAUUAAAAUAUUGAAGCUUAGGAACUUGGCAAGCUGUGCAAUAUCGUGUGAAAAUAACUUCUCCUAUAAUCUCGCUUGCAACAUUAAUUGAUUUCUUAACUUUCUUAAUUUCUGCGUAGUUCAUACUAAAGAUUAGAAUAGUGUCAAAGAUAUGCUCCAUGGGCGCGGUGGGGACAGAUCUCCAGAAUUCGUUCAAAUUUCGGUGUAAACAUCCGUAAGUAGAUGUUAUUUAUAUACUUAUAAAAUAUAUGUACAAAAUAAAUUAUUUUCAAGUGUCAGUAUAUUAUUACCUUUGAAUUCCUUAAAUUAAUUUUAUUUUCUUUUGCGUUUCAUUGUUCAUGUGCCACUUUCAGUUUUAAUCAAAAUGUUUGACAGACCAUUACUCGGAAAUGUAAAUUGCGUUACUGACAAAACAAUCAACCCUUGCAAAAUUGAGUUGUCGCAUAUGCAUACUAUUUUACGUUAAAACGUUAAGCAAAUUUACAAUGUCGUUAAACACGUCAUGCAG